AUGAAGCAGAGUUUCAUAGGUCUUGCAGCAGACCCUCUCAAGAAUCCUACUCAGGUGGGAACUGCUCUUCAGGUUUUCCAUAACCUUGGGACUUUGAAGGAUACCAUUGCUAAUGUGGUGGAUGGGUACUGCACAGUCCUGGAGGAGAACAUAAAAAAUGCUUUGGAUAUCAAAGUAUUGACCCAACCUGUUACAAGAGGUGGCCCUGGUAGAGCUGCUAUGCCAACACCAGGGAACACAGCAGCUUUUCGAGCAGCCCUCUGGACAAACAUGGAGAAACUGAUGGAUCAGAUCUGUGCUGCUUGCGGGCAGGUGCAGCAUUUGCAGAAAGUAUUGACAAAGAAACGAGAUCCUGUGUCACAUGUCUGCUUCAUAGAGGAAAUAGUUAAGGAUGGCCAGUCUGAUAUUUUGUACAAAUUUUGGACUGCAGUAACUCAAACACUGUCCUCUCAGUUUCAGUCAGCAACAGACUCCUCUAUGUUUUUAAAACAAGCUUUUGAAGGAGAAUACCCAAAAUUACUGAGGCUUUAUAAUGACUUGUGGAAGCGCCUGCAACAAUAUAGUCAAAAUAUUCAGAGGAAUUUUAAUACAAAUGGAACUGCUGAUCUCUUUGCUGAGCUACAACAAAUGGAAGAAGAUACACAGGACAUGUUCAUGCAAAAAAACCAAGAUUAUGAUCCAGAAAAGGCCUUGAAAGAUUCACUGCAACAAUAUGAAGCUGCUUAUUUGUCAAAAUCCUUAUCUCGACUCUUUGAUCCCAUCAAUCUCGUCUUCCCACCUGGAGGUCGGAAUCCUCCUUCUUCUGAUGAGCUUGACAGCAUCAUUAAAACUAUAGCCAGUGAGCUAAAUGUGGCUGCUGUUGAUCCAGACCUGAGUAUAGCUGUGGCCAAAAAUGUGGCAAAGACCAUUCAGCUCUAUGGUGUAAAGUCUGAGCAGCUUCUGUCUACUCAAGGAGAUGCCAGCCAGGUGAUUGGACCACUCACAGAGGGACAGAGGAGGAACGUGGCUGUAGUGAACUCACUGUACAAACUGCACCAAUCAGUUCUGAAGGUCAUUACCAAUCAGAGCUCAUUUCCAGCAGCCGCUGAGCAGACAGUCACAACUGCCUUGAAGGCAGUCCAUGAUCUAAUGGGUAGUGCUGUUCAGCCGUUACUGAACUCUGUAGGAGAUUCAGUGGAAGCUAUCAUCAUCACUAUGCACCAGGAAGAUUUUUCUGGAUCAUUAUCCAGCUCAGGAAAACCAGAUGUUCCUUGUUCUCUGUACAUGAAAGAACUACAGGGUUUUAUAGCAAGAGUCAUGAGUGACUACUUCAGGCAUUUUGAGUGUUUUGACUUUGUCUUUGAUAAUACUGAAGCCAUGGCUCAAAGAGCAAUUGAACUUUUCAUUCGCAAUGCCAGUCUAAUAAGGCCCCUCGGUGAAGGUGGGAAGAUGCGGCUUGCGGCGGAUUUUGCACAGAUGGAGUUAGCAGUAGCACCACUGUGUCGGCGAGUCUCUGACCUGGGAAAAUCUUACAGACAGCUGAGGUCGUUCAGACCACUGCUGUUCCAGACCAGUGAGCAUAUUGCCAGUAGCCCAGCUCUGGGAGAGGUUAUUCCAUUCAGCAUUAUUCUUCAGUUCCUAUUUACAAGAGCACCACCAGAGUUAAAAUCACCCUUCCAGAGGGCUGAGUGGUCCAUUGCCCGCUACUCCCAGUGGCUUGAUGAUCAUCCAUCUGAAAAGGACAGACUUGCUCUCAUACGGUAA
Merops nubicus (carmine bee-eater) is the source of this 1743-nucleotide messenger RNA. Its product is annotated as conserved oligomeric Golgi complex subunit 5-like. NCBI's taxonomy places the organism in Eukaryota, Metazoa, Chordata, Aves, Coraciiformes, Meropidae. Bases 1 to 1743 code for a protein of 580 amino acids. Gene Ontology annotation, biological process: intra-Golgi vesicle-mediated transport. The transcript is spliced from 15 exons. Gene Ontology annotation, cellular component: COG complex. The record is from RefSeq and is a predicted model, not a curated record.